CGUAAUCGUCCUAACUCCCAUCUCUCGUUUGACAGCUGUUUUAAGGUUAUACAUCAGCUUCGAUUUUGGUGUUCCUGUUGGACCAUUACAUAACUCCCAGAAAAGAACCAUGUCGCAGGCUCCCGUUCGCGUUUCGCCGCUGAUCAAGUUCGGCCGCUGGUCGUUGCUCCUUGUGGGCAUCGCCUACGGUGCCGCUCACCAGAGCCGCCUGUCCAAGAAGGAGGAGAAGGUGCGUGAGAUCGAGGCCCAGCAGAAGGUUGUCCGCGAUGCCAAGCUCGCCGAGGAGAAGAAGCGCAGCGCCGAAGCCGAGGCCCGUGCUUUGGCGGAGCUCUCCAAGCCCACGCCCAAGAACUAGGCUGAUGUAGGAUCCAAGAUCCUUAGUUCCCUUAGCUUAAAACCGAGAUGAAAAAACAACAACAACAUUUACACACGACACACACACAUACAUUCGCCUGAAAGGAAGAGGAAGACUGGAGGAGCCGCAAACGCCAUCUAUCGAUAACACACGGCUAUCGAUCGGACCGUUCUUGUGAUUUUCUCUGAUGUUUGUGCGAAAAUUAAUGUUCGAAAUUAAAUGAUUGAAACAAAAUGAAAA
Drosophila serrata is the source of this 595-nucleotide messenger RNA. It is a transcript of the gene ATPsynE, whose product is annotated as ATP synthase, subunit E. NCBI's taxonomy places the organism in Eukaryota, Metazoa, Arthropoda, Insecta, Diptera, Drosophilidae. Gene Ontology annotation, cellular component: proton-transporting ATP synthase complex. Gene Ontology annotation, molecular function: proton transmembrane transporter activity. The record is from RefSeq and is a predicted model, not a curated record. Gene Ontology annotation, biological process: proton motive force-driven ATP synthesis.